CACCAUUUCAAGGUUAAAGCACCAUCUGGGACACCAUUUAUCGUUAGAAAGGAAGCUUACAACGAGUAUGAUCCCUUCGCACUGGCAUGUCUUAUCUCUGUCGAAUUGGAACUAAUUCCGGAGCCUUUGCGGAAAAUGGCCAUUUACAGCAAAUCAAAGCGAAAAAGUUACACUUUGGAAGAUGUGCGAGGGUCUCAGAUCGGCAGAAUUCAGUAUUUUUUAAACAGGGAGCUAUCCUACCUUCUGGAGUGUGGCAAGUUUGUCUCUUCUCUCUAAGGAUUGUCAACGGAGAACCAACGGUUUCUGUUCGUCCCAACGCAGCCCAAAAGUUCCAAAGAAAUAAACAGGCUGGUGGAGGGGCUUACAUCCCGGCUACUAUUCACGUUGAGGGUCCACGCGAGCACAAAAAGGCUGUGCUCGACAGACUCCGCACGUCC
Molecule: messenger RNA, 437 nt
Organism: Porites evermanni
Lineage: Eukaryota; Metazoa; Cnidaria; Anthozoa; Scleractinia; Poritidae
Source: the annotation of a GenBank genome assembly